GGCUUAUUUCUGGUCACACAGCAAGCCAAUACGAAAAUUCUUUUUGCAGCUAAAUUCAUGCGAAAAACCCAUCAAUUGUGUUGCAAGUAGACAAAAUCAUAGAGGCCAAUUGUCUCAGUUGGUUAAAGUGCUCGAUAGCAGAGUGUGCGCAGUUAAAUUUAGCCGCGAGCGGCUAAAUCAAGUGUCGGCCUUUCUGCGCCCGUCCCCUGUGCCCUUUGAGGAGGCAUCGCCUCAACUUUAAAUGGUGUAAAGCGAAAGAGGCGGCGCUGCAAAGAUGAACUUCGAGUACAUUGCCCAUGCCCUGGGCUACCACGGGCAGCCGCUGCAGAAGAUCUGGGACGAUGAGCGGGGCGUGGACGACCUGCGGCUGAUGGGCCUCACGCAGGUGAACUUCGGGGUCUACCAGGAGCGCCAGAAGUACUUCACCUUCCAGGAGCGGGCCAAGCGGCUGAAGAUGCACCAGUUUCUGGCGCGGAAGGCCACCGACCUGUACGAUCGCACUAUGGUGGCCAAUGUUAUGGAGGAUUCCGUGCUGGCACAAGCCAACACCCACAUGGCCCAGAUGCCGCCCCUCGAGUUCUAUCUCAAUGUAAAGGACAAGCGCAAAGGGUGGGCCCACCGCCUGGCUGCCCUGAAACAGGGCGACAUCAUCUACACCCAGGUGACCAGGCUGCUCAAUGGCAACCGGCUUUUGGUGAAGCCUCUCUGCUCCGCCGAACCCAAGCACGCCUACCUAGCUGACAUACCUAUUAAGGCCAUGAUCCUGCAGGACUACUGGGGUCCCUUGCCCCUGGACAAGCAGGGAAACCCGCGUACCUUUGCCCAAAAUGACAUCCUGCGCUGCGAGAUCAACAGCAUAUCCGCGGACACCGAGCGGCUUAGCCUCAACAUGAUCGGCAUGUACAACCAACCGCCGGAAUUGAAGUUUGGUCUGUGCGACCUCAAUGAGUUGCCCAAGUAUUAUCGUAAAAUCCAUAACCUGGAGCAUCCCUCUGCCACGCACUAUGAGGACGAUCUAAACGCAGCCUUGGAGUUUGAAAAUCCAAACUAUGAUUUGCUGUUCCAGAUAAACGGCUUGCAGCCCAAUGAGAAUUUUUCACUGAUGAGCCAUCUGAAGGCGGGAUUUCCGGAAGCGGAAAACGCCGCUGAGCUGCGACAGAAGCAGGCCUCCCAAUGGGCCUUCCGCUCCGUGGCUGAUGGCAUCGAGCACUUUAAGAACGGCCAGCAGGUCGAAGCUUUUCAGUGCCUGAACAAGGCUCUGAACAUUGAUCCGCGCAAUGUUGAGGGUCUGGUGGCCCGCGGUGCCCUCUACGCGAACCGCGGCAGCUUCCUAAAGGGACUGCAGGACUUUGAAAAGGCUCUGCACUUGAACAAGUAUCAUGUGAACGCGCGCAAGUACAUGGGCGAAACGCUAGUGGCCCUGGGUCGUAGCUAUGAGGAGGAGAACCGCAUACCCGAGGCGGUCAAGGCGUACAGUGACUGCUUGAACCUGCUGCCGCAGCACGAGGAGGCACGCCAGUCGCUGGACGCACUGCAGCGGAGUGGAGACGGUAAGCAUAGAGUGAGCGCCGACGGGAACAACCCGGCCGGUGGCGCCUCCUCGGACGAGUCCACCUCAUCGAGUGGCAGUGAUAGUGAAAGCGAUGAUAAGGCUGGAAAGGUCAAGCCCAACAUCAGUCAGCCAUUCUAUGCGCAACAAACGGCGGGUGAGGAAAAGUUGGCCGUCAUCGAUGCCAAAAAAGCCAAUGAGUUCCGGCUGGACGAUGAUGAAACCGUGACCAGUGUGAGAAAGCUGCUGCGGGAGGCUAGCAAGCAUAAGAAGGCCAAGAAGAAGGGAAAGAAAAAAAAGGACAAGAAGGAGAAGAGGAGGUCCAGGACCAAGUCCGAGCUAGGGGAUCCCUUGGAGUUGCUCAAGAAGAUAGACUUUCAGGAGGCCAUCAGGCUGAUGAACACCACCAGCAGUGAGGCGGAACUUAAAGCCAAGAUCAAAAACUAUCUAAAAGAUGCAAGUGGAGGAGGAGACUCACCGCCUCCCCCACCGCCGAUGAAAAAAAUAACAGCUCCAGGCAAAAAACCGAGCUAUGAUGCCAUGGGACCCAGCACAUCGCGUCAUGCGGCCGCCGCAUUUGGAGGCGACCAUCCACCGCCAGCGCCCAAGUAUCAGGAGCAAAAGAAGCCACCGGAGCCGGCACCCAAGCUCUCUUUUCAGAUCAAAAAACGACCGCUGCAGAUGGACAAGCUGGGCAUGCUGCGUCUGGCGGCGCCAGCGGAACCACUCAGGAGCGGAAGGAGCAGCAGCUCUCGCAGUCGCAGCCGGAGUCGGAGUCGCUCGCGUAGUCGCUCACGCCAUCGUCGUCGCGGAAGGAACUCGCGCUCGCGUCAGCGGAGCCGUCGUCGUGGCUCGCGAUCUGACUCCAGAUCCAGGUCUAGAAGCAGGUCGCGGUCCCGCCGGCGUCGCAGCUACUCGCGUUCUCGCAGUCCCUCGCCACGGCGCUACGGGAAUCGCUUUGUGGUAGGACGCUAUCGGUACCGCCGAGAUCGCCGCUCGCGAUCCUUCCAUCGUCGCAGGACUCCAUCGCCCUUCGUGCCCAGGCGCUCGCCCUCACCCUUCGUCAACCGCCGCACGCCCUCGCCAUUUGUGCCACGUCGCACACCAUCGCCGGCGUCCCGCUAUCGACGCACACGCUCCCGGAGUCGCUCCCGUUCACGCAGCCUGAGCCCGCGCCAUCACUCGCGCUACCCACCGUGGGGUAGGGGCCGUGGUCGUGGCGCCAUCAAUCGCAGCAAGUACUCCUGGUACAAUCACGACACACGCAGUGUUUCCCGCGCCGUGGAGCCCAACGGCAAGGAUGAGCGGAAUUCCAAAGCAGCUUCGCCGGAGAAAGAUGGUGGAAAUGACAAGGAGGUUGCCAAACCGGUGACCGAUGCUGAGCCCGCCGUCGAGCAGGUGGAGAAAAUGAUCAAGGAGGCGCAGAAGGAGCGCAAACAGGAGCUCGUCGAGGCCGCCAAGGAAGUCAAGGAGUAGGGUGCUCGAAGCUCACACGUACUACGAGUGUUACGUUUCCUCUUAGCUCAUAAAAUACAUUUGAAUUUGAUAUACAAGUUUGUAAUACGCUCCCCUGGGAAGAGUUCUCUGAUCACUAAAUAAAGAAGCUUACAAAGCUGAAUUCGGCGUGACUUGCAUGCAAAAAUCAACAAA
Messenger RNA from Drosophila biarmipes, 3199 nucleotides. Its product is annotated as tetratricopeptide repeat protein 14 homolog. The transcript has 7 exons. The record is from RefSeq and is a predicted model, not a curated record. Lineage: Eukaryota; Metazoa; Arthropoda; Insecta; Diptera; Drosophilidae. Gene Ontology annotation, molecular function: protein binding. The coding region runs from base 275 to 3025 and encodes 916 amino acids.